CGAGGUCCAAAGCAGUUGGUUGAGAGCAGGAGAAGUGCUAGUGAAAGAUGUUGAAAGGCCACAAGUCUACAGGUGGUGUGCUGAACAGCUUCUGGGGCUUCAUGAAGAAGUCUCAGCCCCAGGCUCAGAAGAUCAACAAGACUGUGACUAACCCAACCAGGGUGUCAGCUACGCAGUUCCAGACACCAGACCGGUUCAAGUUCUUGUACAGCUAUGCGUCGUACGUGCACCAUGGCCCGGUGCGCAAGCCAGUGGUGAACUCGCUGAUGGAUCUGACGGACUCCAACUCGAACAUCUCGCUGCUGCCCAAGAGAAGGCUGUAUGGUAACCCAUUUGACACGUUGAGUAUCAAGAACGGCGACGACGCCAUGAUCGUGUCGCCAAACUUGCUGGGAGUGGCGGAUGGCGUGUCAGGAUGGAGUGGUGAACAUGCCGACUCUGGGCUGUUUGCAAGAUCGUUCUUGGAGAACAUCAGUAAGACCUUUACAGAGCUUUCUCACCAGAACGCAGAUGACCUGUCUCGUAUCACAGAGGCUGAUCUCCGUGACAGACUGGACCUGAGCUACAAGGAGAGCCUGGCUGUGAUGGAGAGAGAUAAGUAUAAGGGAAGUUCCACGUUGAUGGUGGCGAUGAUUAUCGAUUCGGAACUGAAAAUCCUCAACAUUGGUGAUUCCAGAAUCUUUAUCAUUAGAGAUGGCCAGAUUGCCUGGACCAACAGGGAACAGUACAUUGCAGACCUGUGUCCAGAGCAAGUUGGAACAACUGACAAGGUGAAACUGCCCUCGCAGGUGGUUGAGUUCUCCGAUUUCCAUCUAGAGGAAGAUGAUCUACUCAUGCUCUGUUCCGACGGAAUCACCGAUAACUUGUACGAAGAUGAACUCCUGGAGUUCAUCAACAGCCACCUGAACAAAGACCAUACCAACCUCGGCGAAGUCUGUCAUAAGCUGAUGAUCAAGGCCAAGUCUGUCGCAUUUGAUAACUACUGUGUCUCACCAUACGUUGAAAAGAUCAACGAAAUUGGCAACAACUUUAUAACAGGAGGCAAGCUCGAUGACAUCUCUGUGUGUCUUGCCAGAGUGGUUAUGAAUUACUAAAGGAGGCUUCGGCACAGCUCAACAAUACUGGGAAUCAGCUAACAGAUGGAAGGGUCACUUAUGGAAACGAUACAGC
Molecule: messenger RNA, 1170 nt
Organism: Williopsis jadinii
Lineage: Eukaryota; Fungi; Ascomycota; Saccharomycetes; Phaffomycetales; Wickerhamomycetaceae
Product: PP2C family protein-serine/threonine phosphatase
Exons: 1
Coding region: 48-1094 (348 amino acids)
Source: RefSeq, a predicted model, not a curated record